UUUCUUAAGGGAGCUUCCAAUUCAUCUGAGUGAAGUGGUUGCAAUAACUUUCUCUCUUUCUUCAUUUUUGGGUGUUCAAGGAAAGUAAAAUAUCUUUCAUAAUAAGCUUUUUAGGGGAAGUUGGGGCAAGAAAAGGAGAAUGCAAGGACAGAGAUGGCACACCCAUUUAGCAUCAUUCAUCUUGUACUGGAUGGCAGGCUGCAACCCAGCUCUGGAGCAGGGAUUAGAAGAAAGAAAAACAGAAGCCAUGAGAAUAGUCAAACAAGAGAAAUGCCCACGUUGGCUGAGUCUGAAAACGUGUGUCUCAUUCUGCAUCUUGAAUGGAUCAUCAGCUUGGAAAGAAGCUAACAAGAUAUGGAGAAAGAAGGAGAGAAAGAAUCUAUUUCACUCUCUCCAAGGGAGAACUAUAUGGACAACCAGGGACUAGAUAUGAUGGGGGAAGAAACAGACAUUCCAGAAAAAACAAGGGAGGAAGAUAUAGCAACCAGCUUGGGGAAUGAAUCAGAGCUUUCCGCUUUCCAAAGGGGAAGCCAGGAGCCUUUCUCCAAGGCACGACAGUUCUACAGAACUCAUGCCCAGUUGUUCCAGAGAAUCCUAUGGGGCCUCCUGUGUACAGCCUAUUUUGCAUAUGUCCUGACGGCCUGUAUCCUGAAUUUCCAAAGAGCCCUGGCUUUGUUUGUCCUCACCUGUUUGGUCCUCUUCUUCUUGGCUUGCAGUCUCAUUAGAAAGCAUUUUGGAAAGAAACUGUUGAGAUACGGGAAGCCCUUUGAAAAUUCUCAGCUGUGGCUCUGGCUAAAAUGGGGUCUAAUUGCAGUUGCCUUGGUCGGCCUCAUCCUGUGGCUGAUCCUCGACACUGCUCAAAGGCCAAAGCAGCUCAUUUCUUUUGCUGGAAUCUGUAUGUUCGUUAUCAUCCUCUUUGCCUGCUCCAAAUACCACUUUGCAGUGUCCUGGAGAGCUGUGUUUUGGGGUCUUAUGCUGGAAUUUGCUCUUGGCAUCUUGGUCAUCCGAACUGAUCCUGGAUUUGCUGCAUUUCAAUGGCUUGGUGAACAGAUUCAGAUUUUCCUCAAUUACACAGUGGCUGGUUCCAGUUUUGUCUUUGGGGAUGCUCUCAUCAAAGAUGUUUUUGCCUUUCAGGCCUUACCAAUCAUCGUCUUCUUCAGUUGUGUGAUGUCUGUCCUCUAUUACCUGGGACUCAUGCAGUGGGUGAUUGUGAAGAUUGCCUGGAUUUUGCAAAUUACCCUGGGCACCACAGCCACAGAGACCUUGAGUGUGGCAGGGAACAUCUUUGUGGGUAUGACAGAAGCACCUCUGCUGAUUCGGCCAUACCUGCCAGACAUGACAUCUUCAGAGAUCCAUGCUGUUAUGACUGGAGGUUUUGCUACCAUUUCAGGGACUGUGUUAGGAGCCUACAUCACUUUUGGGAUUGAUCCUGCAUCCUUGGUUUCUGCUUCUGUGAUGGCUGCUCCUUGUGCCCUUGCCCUGUCCAAGCUGGUCUACCCAGAAGUAGAAGAAUCCAAGUUCAAGAAUAAGGAAGGAGUAAAAUUGCCCCGUGGAGAUCAGAAGAACAUUCUAGAAGCCGCCAGCAGCGGUGCUGCGGACUCUAUAGGACUCAUUGCUAACAUUGCUGCCAAUCUCAUCGCCUUUUUGGCUGUGUUAGCCUUUAUCAACGCUGUCCUUUCCUGGCUGGGGGAGAUGGUGAACAUAGAGGGACUCAGCUUCCAGGUCAUCUGUUCCUAUGUCCUACGGCCCAUUGUUUUCAUGAUGGGUGUGAACUGGGAAGACUGUCCAAUGGUAGCUGAGAUGCUGGGGACCAAGUUCUUCCUGAAUGAGUUUGUGGCCUAUGAACGGUUGUCUCAGUACAAGAACAAACGUCUCUCUGGGAUUGAGGAGUGGGUCGGUGGUGAGAAACAGUGGAUUUCUGUGAGAGCAGAAAUCAUCACAACUUUUUCACUGUGUGGAUUUGCUAAUCUCAGUUCGAUGGGGAUCACAUUAGGAGGCUUAACUUCGAUGGCACCCACACGGAAGAGUGACUUUGCCAAGCUGGUAACAAGGGCCCUCUUGACAGGGGCCUGUGUAUCCCUGGUCAAUGCCUGUGUGGCAGGAAUCCUCUAUGUCCCCAGGGGGGCUGAGGCCAACUGUGCCUCUUUCCUGAACACAACAAAUUUCACCAGUCCUAGUUAUGAGAUCUACGUGUGCUGCAGAGAAUUCUUCCAGAGUAUCACACUCAACAACACUGGCCAGCUCCCUUUUUCACAGCUCAGGACAAGCCCAGAAUUUAGUGCUGAGACCCUUGCCAGCUGCUGUGGAUUCUACGACCAUACCAACUGUAUCAAAAACAGCCUGUUUGUGUAACAAUAUUUGAUCAUAGCUCAUAGAACCUCAAAGGUCUUUGUAGUCAUCUAAUCCAGUGGUAACCCCUACAACUGUAUAUGAAUUUAGAAAACAAUAAAUUAACAUGAUCUAUGUUGUAUUAUAUUUUUAAUUCUUUUGUUAAG
Molecule: messenger RNA, 2495 nt
Organism: Vombatus ursinus (common wombat)
Lineage: Eukaryota; Metazoa; Chordata; Mammalia; Diprotodontia; Vombatidae
Gene: SLC28A2
Product: solute carrier family 28 member 2
Exons: 19
Coding region: 355-2352 (665 amino acids)
Biological process (GO): retina homeostasis; nucleoside transmembrane transport
Cellular component (GO): membrane
Molecular function (GO): purine nucleoside transmembrane transporter activity; nucleoside:sodium symporter activity
Source: RefSeq, a predicted model, not a curated record